AUGAAAAGCAUCAUGUGCUGCUCGGCUACUUAUUCAAAGAAGCCCAUUGAGGAUCUGAAAGUUAUUAUGCAUCUUGCAAUACCACUCCUCCUCCUAUUGGAAGCAACUAAUGCUCAGUUCCCACGACAAUGUGCUACAGUGGAUGUGCUGAUCCAAGGCGAAUGUUGCCCAGACCUGUCUCCUGGAGUGGUUCCUGGUUCUGAUCGCUGUGGCUCAUCUUCUGGAAGAGGCCAGUGCGUACAAGUAAUAGCAGAUUCCCGACCCCAUGGACCUCAAUAUAUGCAUGAUGGUCGAGAUGACCGCGAGCAGUGGCCUCUUCGUUUCUUCAAUCGAACUUGUCGGUGCAACCACAAUUAUUAUGGUUACAACUGUGGCUCAUGUCAACCUGGCUGGACUGGCCCCACCUGUGACCGGAAGAUUAAUAUAGUUAGACGAAAUCUUCUGGAUUUUAGUAGUGAAGAAAAGAGUGAGUUUCUAAGAGUCUUACAACAAGCCAAAACUACAACCCACCCUGACUUUAUGAUCGCAACCAGGAGACGUGAGGAGAUCUUGGGUCCUGAUGGCAACACUCCACAAUUUGAAAAUGUGUCCAUUUAUAACUAUUUUGUGUGGUCUCAUUAUUACUCGGUCAGAAAAACUUAUCUUGGGCCUGGACAGCGAAGUUUUGCUGGAGUAGAUUUCUCCCAUGAAGGACCAGCAUUUCUCACCUGGCACAGAUAUCACCUGCUACAACUGGAGAGAGAUAUUCAGGAUAUGCUACAGGAUCCUUCUUUUGCCCUCCCUUAUUGGAACUUUGCCACAGGUAGAAACAACUGUGACAUCUGUACAGAUGAUCUCAUGGGAUCCAGAAGCAGCUUUGAAGACUCUCUUCUCAGCCCCAAUUCAAUCUUCUCACAGUGGCGCAUCUUGUGUGAGGCUAUUGAAGACUACGACACAUUGGGAACCAUUUGCAACAGCACAGAAGGUGGUCCAAUUAGACGAAAUCCAGCCGGAAAUGUCGCCCGUCCCAUGGUGCAGCGACUCCCAGAGCCUGAGGAUGUUGCUCUUUGCUUAGAAGUUGGAUUAUUUGACACACCUCCAUUCUACUCCAAUUCAGCAGACAGUUUCCGUAACACAGUAGAAGGCUACAGCAAUCCUUCAGGAAAGUACGAUCCGGCAGUGCGAAGCCUUCACAACCUGGCUCAUCUGUUUUUGAAUGGAACUGGAGGGCAAACUCAUUUAUCCCCAAAUGAUCCCAUUUUCGUGCUCCUCCACACGUUUACAGAUGCUGUUUUUGAUGAAUGGCUGAGAAGGCAUAACCCUGAUAACUCAACAUACCCAUUAGAAAAUGCCCCCAUUGGACACAACAGACAGUACAAUAUGGUACCAUUUUGGCCCCCUGUAACCAAUGAUGAGAUGUUUGUUACAGCACCAGAAAACCUGGGCUACAGUUAUGAAGUUCAGUGGCCAUCUCCAGCUCUCCACGUGACUGAAAUCAUAACGAUUGCAAUAGUUGCUGCUUUGAUCCUGGUUGCAAUUAUAUUCGCUGCAGCCUCUUGUAUUGUGUAUUCCAAGAGACAGGAAGAGCACCAGCCACUUCUCACCGACCACCAUCUGACCUAUUCAGAUGAUUAUGACAGCAUUCCAACCCCAAGGCAGUCAAAUGUGUGAAGAUAAGUGACUUAUCUGCAUUUGAUGGCUUCUAUUGUGUCUGCUCCAUGCUUGCAGGAAAGGCCAUUUCAGAGUGAGAAAAAUCUUCCUUUAUCUAAUAUUUAUCUCCAAUCCAUAUUCUUUCUUAGACUGGUUCAAUAUUUCUACUGAUUUCACCCACUUCACUUCUAUUCUAUCUACAGUAUGUUCACAAUAUAAAAGACUAACAAUGAAUAUUUUACAGAAGUUAAAGUAAUUAGUAAAUAUGUAUUAACUGCUUUUAUAUGGAAGAUGGUGCAAAAAUUAUGUUUAUGCUAAUCUUGUUUUGAGAGCCAGUUUGAUGUAGUGGUGAAAGCAUCUGGUUAGAAGUCAGGAGAUCAUCAGUUCUAAUCUCAAAUUAGGCAUUAAGUUAGCUGGGUGACCUUGGGCCAGUCACUCUCUCUUAGCCCUAGUAAAAAGGUAAUGGCAAACCACUUCUGAAAACUUUGCCAAGAAAACUUCAGAGACUAAUUCAGGCAGUCUCCGAAUUGGAUACAAUUGAACAGAAGGAAACAAAUCUUGAAAAAAGAUGUCACAAAACACUACUAGCACCAAAGAAACAGCUGUCCUGUUUUCUUAGGAUUCAGUCACCAGCUAGAUUGUUUCUGUGCACCUCAAUAUCAAGCUAAUUCUAGUAUCUCAGCAGCCUAUAGUGAUGUGUUUUUCUGUAACUAAGUUUACAUUGAGGCAUGCCCAAAUAAGGCUCUGGACAUUGUUUGGAAAAAUUCCCUCAAAGAGAUAUUAAUAACUCUUGAAUCCCAAAGAUCCAUCCAUAUCAAUCCAUCCAGGUUGGGCAUUUGUCCAAUCCACUGAUGAUAUCAGAGAAGAUCCUCCCAACCUCCUCAGGCUGAACAAGAUCCUUUUGCAAGAGGUUACCUCACUCAUCAUGCUAGAUCACACCCAACUGGCAUUCAAUCCAACCAAACACAAAUGACUAAAUCUGACAAGGAACUGGCAGACAUUA
Molecule: messenger RNA, 2632 nt
Organism: Thamnophis sirtalis
Lineage: Eukaryota; Metazoa; Chordata; Lepidosauria; Squamata; Natricidae
Gene: TYRP1
Product: tyrosinase related protein 1
Biological process (GO): melanocyte differentiation; melanosome organization
Cellular component (GO): melanosome
Molecular function (GO): oxidoreductase activity
Source: RefSeq, a predicted model, not a curated record